Molecule: messenger RNA, 483 nt
Organism: Pseudozyma hubeiensis SY62
Lineage: Eukaryota; Fungi; Basidiomycota; Ustilaginomycetes; Ustilaginales; Ustilaginaceae
Product: monocarboxylate transporter
Exons: 1
Coding region: 1-483 (160 amino acids)
Source: RefSeq, a predicted model, not a curated record
AUGAGAGAAAAAGAGUUUUGGAGCCUUAAUUUUCGGAGCACAUUUUUCUUUCCGGCAAGCAACACUCUUUCUUCGGCUACGCCGCCUGCUCAAAUUGUGGUCAUAAUUCGCACAGGCCCCGUCUGUGUUGCGUUGGUCUCGGCACGGCUGAGCAAGUGCGGAGAACUGUGUCAGGGUCUGUUCUCUUGCUUGGGCAAGUUGUUGCGCUGUGAACAGUGCUCGCUCCUUCGGCUCGAAGACCACCAUCGUGGAUCGCAGACAGCAAGCAUCAAGGCAGACGACAGCGUCGCUCGGAACCGCCGAUUUCGAUCACAGGCGGCUGGAGUAUUUGGCAACCGACUCCGGAAUCACCGGCGCUUCCGACCAUACGCGGCGAGUGCUCGGUCGUCUGCCGACGAUCGUGUGAUUGAUGACCCUGACUCGACACUGUUCUUCGCCGUCACAAAUGAUGGACUGAGCGCUUUGCGACAGUCAAGCUGCUAG